Molecule: messenger RNA, 2339 nt
Organism: Perognathus longimembris pacificus (Pacific pocket mouse)
Lineage: Eukaryota; Metazoa; Chordata; Mammalia; Rodentia; Heteromyidae
Gene: Hspa8
Product: heat shock protein family A (Hsp70) member 8
Exons: 9
Coding region: 163-2103 (646 amino acids)
Biological process (GO): vesicle-mediated transport; protein refolding; cellular response to unfolded protein
Cellular component (GO): cytosol; plasma membrane; cytoplasm
Molecular function (GO): ATP hydrolysis activity; heat shock protein binding; ATP binding
Source: RefSeq, a predicted model, not a curated record
CCGUGACGGACGGCCGACGGGGCGGGAUCCUUCUGGAAGGUUCUGCGACGGGCUAUAAGAGCCGGGGUGGCGGGCGGAAACCGGUCUCAUUGAACGCGGUGGCAGCUGUCCGGGUGUGCGCGUUUUCUUCGCCGGCGGAACCGGGCCUACACGCUAGCAACCAUGUCGAAGGGACCUGCAGUUGGCAUUGAUCUUGGCACCACCUACUCCUGUGUGGGUGUCUUCCAACAUGGCAAAGUGGAGAUCAUUGCCAACGAUCAGGGCAACAGAACCACGCCAAGCUACGUCGCCUUCACAGACACCGAACGUUUAAUCGGCGAUGCCGCAAAAAACCAGGUGGCCAUGAAUCCCACCAACACCGUUUUCGAUGCCAAACGUCUGAUUGGACGUAGAUUUGAUGAUGCUGUUGUCCAGUCUGACAUGAAGCACUGGCCCUUCAUGGUGGUGAACGAUGCAGGCCGGCCCAAGGUCCAAGUCGAAUACAAAGGCGAGACAAAAAGCUUCUAUCCAGAGGAAGUCUCCUCUAUGGUUCUCACAAAGAUGAAGGAGAUUGCAGAAGCCUAUCUUGGGAAGACUGUCACCAACGCUGUAGUCACUGUGCCAGCAUACUUCAAUGACUCUCAGCGCCAGGCAACAAAAGAUGCUGGAACCAUUGCUGGUCUCAAUGUACUGAGAAUUAUCAAUGAGCCAACUGCUGCUGCUAUUGCUUAUGGCUUAGACAAGAAGGUUGGAGCUGAAAGAAACGUGCUGAUCUUUGAUUUAGGAGGUGGCACUUUUGAUGUGUCAAUUCUUACCAUUGAGGAUGGGAUCUUUGAGGUCAAAUCCACAGCAGGAGACACCCACUUGGGUGGAGAAGACUUUGACAACCGCAUGGUCAACCAUUUCAUUGCCGAAUUCAAACGCAAGCAUAAGAAGGACAUCAGUGAGAACAAAAGAGCUGUCCGCCGUCUUCGUACUGCUUGUGAGCGUGCUAAGCGCACCCUCUCCUCCAGCACACAGGCCAGUAUCGAGAUUGACUCCCUUUAUGAAGGCAUUGACUUCUAUACAUCUAUUACCCGUGCUCGAUUUGAAGAGUUGAAUGCUGACCUGUUCCGGGGCACUCUGGAUCCUGUAGAAAAAGCCCUUCGUGAUGCCAAACUAGACAAGUCACAGAUCCAUGACAUUGUCUUGGUUGGUGGUUCCACCCGUAUUCCCAAGAUCCAGAAGCUUCUACAAGACUUCUUCAACGGGAAAGAGCUGAAUAAGAGCAUUAACCCAGAUGAAGCUGUUGCUUAUGGUGCAGCUGUCCAGGCAGCCAUUCUAUCUGGAGACAAAUCUGAAAAUGUUCAAGACUUGCUGCUCUUGGAUGUCACCCCUCUGUCCCUGGGUAUUGAGACUGCUGGUGGAGUAAUGACUGUACUCAUCAAACGCAAUACCACCAUUCCUACCAAACAGACUCAGACCUUUACCACCUACUCUGACAACCAGCCCGGUGUGCUCAUUCAGGUAUACGAAGGUGAACGGGCCAUGACCAAGGACAACAACCUGCUUGGAAAGUUUGAGCUCACAGGCAUACCUCCUGCACCAAGAGGCGUUCCUCAGAUUGAGGUCACAUUUGACAUUGAUGCCAAUGGCAUCCUCAACGUCUCUGCUGUAGAUAAGAGCACAGGAAAGGAGAACAAGAUCACAAUCACCAAUGACAAGGGUCGUCUUAGCAAGGAGGAUAUUGAACGCAUGGUUCAGGAAGCUGAGAAAUACAAAGCUGAAGAUGAGAAACAGAGGGACAAAGUAUCAUCUAAGAAUUCCCUGGAAUCUUAUGCAUUCAACAUGAAAGCAACAGUUGAAGAUGAGAAGCUGCAGGGCAAGAUCAAUGAUGAGGACAAACAGAAGAUCCUUGACAAGUGCAAUGAGAUCAUCAAUUGGUUGGAUAAGAAUCAGACUGCAGAAAAGGAAGAAUUUGAGCACCAGCAGAAGGAGCUGGAGAAAGUGUGCAACCCUAUCAUCACCAAGCUGUACCAGAGUGCCGGCGGGAUGCCCGGAGGAAUGCCUGGUGGCUUCCCUGGUGGUGGGGCUCCUCCCUCCGGCGGGGCUUCCUCUGGGCCCACCAUUGAAGAGGUUGACUAAGGCAGCCCAAACACAUGUAGCAUUGUUCCACACAAUAAAAGAUUUAAAGACCCAAAUUUAGCAACUUCUAUAGCAGUUUUUAAACGUUGAGCUGCUGUAGUGAAUUUCUGGGCAUUUCUCAAUACUUGAAUAUGGAACAUGUACACAGGGAAAAACAUUAACAUUGCACUUUAUAAAGCACCGUAUUGUAAGUGGAAAAUGCAAUGUCUUAAAUAAAUAUAUUUAAAAUUGGCACA